AUGCUCCAAAGACGUCGUGGACCUGAACAGCCUGUGCGAGAAUCUUCGAUACCCAACUCGUCAAUGGGAGGUGUGAAAAGCCUGGCAACUAUCACUGAUCCUGAACUGCAACAGUUGGCCGAAUUCGAAUCAAUCCCACGCUUAGCUACAUUGUCUGAACACAUCGGCUUUGUACCACCAGACAAUGUGAAGGUUCAAGUCGAAUGCCAUGAUACCGGCAUGAACGUCACCUUCCUUUUGAAAGCGCCCAAUGAGAAGUACACUGGCGCUGUGUAUGCUGCAGAACGUUUUGAACAGUGUCGUGUGUUCGUUCGAUCAUCGAGCAGAUUCGCCAUCUUCAUUCCACGACCGCAACAUAACACAUGGUGUAAUGCUCUUGAGAUAGACAAAAUCGUCUCGGCCGUCAUCGUGAUGUCGAACGAUCGAGUCCUUCCUCACGACGUUACCACCAAAGAUGACCUCUUCUUCCAUGUCACAUGUAACUACACUGCCGCAACUGUAAACGAAAUUAGGCAAGGAGUAGUAGUCGGAGGCCCAUCACCCGUGGCAAUAGCUUCCAGUGAAGUACAUCGUCAAAUCUCUCUACAGAUCAUGAGAAGAGGUCAUCCAGUUGAUAGCGUCUUCAUAGGAGAGACAUUGGUUGCCCGUGUUGAAAGCGACAUUUCUCCCGAUCGCCUACGUGUUAUCGAGUGUACGGCCCACCGCGUCGGUGGCACAGGACCUCCAACCUCUGUGGGUUUGAUCGCUGAUGGAUGUGCUCUUCUUCCGUCGUUGAUGUCGCCUAUGACCAUGGGUACACACGGUUGGGAAUCUUCGUUAUCGGCAUUCCGCAUAGACGGCAGCGAGCAGAUCGACGUCGUUUGCAUGGUGGCUGUUUGUCCAGACGAAUCAUGCCCACAGCAGUCUUGUACAUCGAACAAAGAUCGACCAACCCGAUCACUGGAGGAUGAACAUCCUGUUCGUGUAGAUCGUCGCCUCAUUGUCAAAGCAAGAGCUUUGCAGGAUCUCGAGAAAGACGAACACGCGUUUUCAGGAUCUGGUGGACCUUCCUCCGCAGGACAAGCAGGAUCUCCGUUCGAAGGACCUGAAGGACUAUUCCCUGGAGGACGAGGAGGAUCUUCUUUUGGAGGACCUGGAAUAUAUCCUCGUGAUGGAUAUGGAGGAUCUCCUUUUGCACGGCCUGGUGGAUGGUUCUGA
Messenger RNA from Haemonchus placei, 1197 nucleotides. Lineage: Eukaryota; Metazoa; Nematoda; Chromadorea; Rhabditida; Trichostrongylidae. The record is from the annotation of a GenBank genome assembly.